UUACUUGACGACGACGAAGAAGAAGAGCGGCGCGAUUGGUCUUCGUGUCCUCGCGUGCAAGUGUACUGCUGAUUGGCGCGGAUCCUGAAGCGCGUUCCCAAACCACCCUCUUCACUGGUCUGUGCCCUGGUGACGUUAACCUAGCUAACAUUAAUUGCUCAACUCUGCUUCAUUACGUUAAGCCAAAAGGAAGAACAGCGGAGAGCCCUGCACUACAGAUGGUCUAAACUGGAGCAUGAUGAAGCACACACACAGUUGGUGCCAGGCUACUCCCUCAAUGACUGUUGGAGUCAAACCCAGCAAUUCCCACUCCCUCCAAAUCAGAAGAGGUCUACGGCUCAAAAGAGCCAACGCCCGAGACGCCCAGGGCCCACCAGAGAAGAGCCAGCCAAGCCAGCGUCGGGACGCGAUCUAUUACACCAAAAUGACCAUGCCCCCAACCAUUGUCAUCCAGCGGCAGGAAAUGGCAUCGUUCUUUAGACUUUUUGAUGAUGACCUGAUCCAUGACUUCCUGUGGAUGGACUGUUGCUGUAAAAUGACUGACAAGUACCUUCUUGCCAUGACCUUUGUGUACUUCAAAAGGGCCCGCUUCACUAUCGCUGAAUACACCAGAAAGAAUUUUUUCAUUGCACUGUAUCUUGCCAACACCAUGGAGGAGGAUGAGGAAGAGAGUAAGUAUGAGAUUUUUCCAUGGGCGCUGGGCAAGAACUGGAGGAAGCAGUUUCCCCGCUUCCUCAAGCAACGAGACAAGCUGUGGGUUCGCGUCGAGUACAGAGCUGCUGUCAGCAGGCGCUGCUGCGAAGAGGUGAUGGCCAUCGUGUCCUCUCACUUUGUGUGGCAGCGAGAGCGGUCAGAACACCACAGUGGCGCCCAGCGACAGUAUGGGUACCACACUCGUAUCCCCCGUGGGCCCUCGGCCUCCCCGGUCUCCUGUGCCCUUUGUAAACGUGGCACUGGGUUGGAUCAUGGCCAAGGCGCCUCUUCUCCCUCCAGAGGUUUUUCUGUGCAGACCCCGAACCCUGCCUUUUCACACCCAUUCACCUCUGCACUGAGUUUGGAGAUCACCCCACCCAGAGCUGCAGUCUCUCGCAGGAAGGCGGUGGAGACUAAAAGGCAGGCACAACAUUCCUUCUGCUGCUGUGCUGAGGAGGUUCCAAGGGAUGAGUCUUGCUGUGUGUCCACAUAUGACUCCUCCAUGGACUGGAUCAGUGAGGAGUAGAGCGUCACACCACCUCAGCAGACCCAGCUGUUCUGUGUAUUGCUCUCUCUCCUCUUUAAUACCACUUUUAUUCUGAAGUAAAGGUCCGAAUCACAAGUGUAACGCAGUGUGAACCUGGUACUGAUUUAACGUAACGGGUCAAAACAAAUUCAACCAUUUAGGUGGCUGUAAGAAUGAGCUAAUGUCAUUCCAUACAUCAUUUUGUGAUGGCAACAUGCAGUAAGACUGAUGUGGCACACCAAAGAGUAAUGUAAAGAUGUGUUUAACCUGCA
Messenger RNA from Perca fluviatilis (European perch), 1491 nucleotides. RefSeq names its product speedy/RINGO cell cycle regulator family member A (gene spdya). Bases 236 to 1219 code for a protein of 327 amino acids. The transcript is spliced from 8 exons. Gene Ontology annotation, molecular function: protein kinase binding. Gene Ontology annotation, biological process: positive regulation of cyclin-dependent protein serine/threonine kinase activity. The record is from RefSeq and is a predicted model, not a curated record. Lineage: Eukaryota; Metazoa; Chordata; Actinopteri; Perciformes; Percidae.